AUGGAUUUUGCCUUACCAGCACUGCUUGCAAUAGAGGACUACGACGAAAAUGAGGGUAAAUUGGCUGCAUCGAUUCGAUGGUUAAUCUCACGGGUUUAUGAAGAAAAAAGGGACGUGCCGGACAAGUUAAGGGAUGGCGUACAACGGGAUGAAAAUGGACACUUUCAAAUUGACGAAGCCGUCCUCGGAGCCCUCUGCAAUGGUUCGUUGUAUGCGCAAGCUGCUGCUAAGAUAUUCAAAGAGUCAGCGCUAGUGACGAAAAGCCAUGGAGCUGUUCUCGCUGUGCUUACGGACUAUGGAAUCGAUGUCCUUCACGAUGGGAAUGAAUUGGUGGAAGAGGCGCAGCUGGUUGCUUCAUCCCCAUUCAAUAUGUCAGCACAUCUCGCUAUAAUCGACGCAUUGAUGAUGGCACAUCUUCGAGAUGUGAUUCCAGUAAGCAGGGUGGUAGAAGCAGUAAGCCGACAUACUGCUGUCGAGAGCAGUGAAAAACCGAUAGACAGUGUGGAUGCAUUGCUAUUUUGGAUCAAUAAAAUAUGCUUAUUGGUCAGAGAUGAUGUUGAACGAGAAGAAUCAGCUAUAAAUAUACCAGAAAUGGAAGAUUUAUAUGAAGAUAUUUCUGAUGGCCAAUGUCUUUGUGCUCUCCUACAUUGGUACAGGCCACAAGAAAUGCCUGUUGCAGAUAUUUCUUUUAACGAAGCAGCUACCACUCGAGAUUGUCAAUAUAACUUGAUGUUGCUACAGCAAUUCUGCCACCAUCACCUCAUCAAUGACCCCUUCCACUUCGAGAUCGAAGACCUUCUCUACCUGCGUGACUCACUACAAAUGAAUGUGAACGCCUUUCUUGCUGACCUAUUCCUUCAAUUUGAACCGCCAGUUACACCUGAACCAGUGGAAACACCUCGUGUUGGACCGUCUCCAAGACGAUUCGUUCCUGCUUCUGCUAUUCCUGAUUUGAGAGCCGCAAAUGCUGCUGCACGAUCCUCAAUGCAUAAUCGGAAUCGACCCCGAAUGUAUAAUCCGCCACCCGCAGCAUCACAUUCUCAAGGACCAUCAAGAUCGGUCAGCAGGAUGAGUCAAGACAGUUUGUUUUAUUCACGACCAGCAUCAAUCGCACUUCAAAGAAGAAGUAUGGACCAAGAUUCUGUCACAGAUUUUCAAACUAUUCGCCAGGGCUUCGAGAACCAAGCGGGAACUGCCCAACUCAAUCGUUAUGACGGCAAUGUAACUGCGUCUGUGAGACUUGCCAUGGAAGAAAAGCGAAGGAAACAUGAUCAACAGAUGGCUCAGAUUAAUUCUGCAAACGAGACUGAGCGAUUAGAAAAGAGCAAAGCUGCAUUUUUUGCACUACGAAAGAAUGAGAACGACCAAACGAAUAAAGGAAAAGAAGAGUGGUACGACCACUUUGAGGCGAAAUUAAGAGCAUUGGAAUUGCGAGUUGGAUUAGAAGAUGGAGAGGACGGAACACAAUCAGCUAGAUUGAAUAGAGCUUCGUCGCAGCCAAGUGUAGUGCAAGGAGCAGGACAACCGUACCCAGCGAACUAUAUGACACUACCGAUGAACGCAGCUGCUCAAAUGACACAGUCCUACAUUCAACAUCCACAAACCCCACAUGACUACUACAUGCAGCAACAAUUACAACAACAGCAACAAGCUCAAGCUCAGAGUAAUUAUGCAAACCCAUCUCAGUUGCGAAACAGUUUGAGUAAUGGUAUGAUUAAUCAUGCUGGGUAUAUGGUACAGUCCAUGUAUCCGGGAGACUAUCAGCAACAACAGUUGCAAAUGCAACAAGGUCAAAUGCCAGUUCAACCAGUUGGUGCAUAUACUCCGGAAGGAUAUUUCAUUCCUCAUCAUAUGCAACCAAUUCCAGUUCAGCAAGGGUAUCCACAGAUGCAACAAUCUGGAAUAGGUUUCAACGGAAUGGCUAACACUCAACCCGGUUUUAAUAUGGAGGGAUCGCCAGCGCAGAUGGGCUAUAUUCAAACUGCCAAUAAGCCGUUAGACAUGGAGAUGUCUCAACAACAACAACAACAGCCAUCACAACCUCUUGCACAAGCACAACAAAUGCAUCCACCAAAUCACAACGCUUUCCAUCUGCAUUCCAAAAGUGACGAUGCAACUCAAAUGCAAGCCGACCCGCCGCUAGAAAUCAACAGAAAUCUAACGAAUUGGGGAAUGACUUAUAAGCAAGAGAUGCCUGCAAGAUCUAUUGCGUCUCGCAGAACAUGGCAGAAUGAGACAUUCAUUAAGAAUGAGUUAGACUUGGUCAAUAGUAAGGACUCGGUGCCACAUAUUACUGAUGAGACUACCAUUCAACCUGAAGAGACGGCAAGAAGGUUCCCUGAGUUGAUGUUAGACAAUCAUUCGGAGAAUCUUGCUCCUGGAGGUCGUGGACACAGCCGUUAUAGUGAUCGGGAUGACUUAUCGACAGGAAGAAAAUCUGAUGAUAGUCCAACCGACACUCCUAGCCGAACAUUUGGAGAUGAAGAAAGUUCUGGAGGGAACAUGGAGCAAAUUGCUGCUGAACGACGAAUCGCCAAAAAAGCUGCGCUCAUAGCCAAAACAAUGAAAAGGAAAGAGGAAAUUGAAGGGAAAGUUGAUUUGGCUGAGCAGAGGAAUGCUGAGAGACGACAAGUUGAAAAUGAGAAAAAGGAGUUGGCUUUGAGGAAGAAAGUUGAGAAGGAACAACAGCGACAAAAAAUCCUGGAAGAAUACAAAAGGAAAAAGUUGGAGAAAGAACUAGGUGCAGAACUUUCGGCAAGAUCUACUGGUCGUGGUCACUCUCAACCACCAUUUAUCAGAACAAAGUCACAAAUGAGUGAAGUAACGGAGUCACGUACAAAUACUCCAAGAAUGAGAGGUCAAUCGUCAGUAGAGCAAAGACUCUCAGUCAGCAGUUUGGCAGAACCAACUCACAAGUUAUUUGCUAAAACGGUCACGAAAUCGAAUCGAGGACUCAUUAAUAACGCUCUUCAGUUUAGUGUAUUUCCUGGAGCAGUUAAUAACGCAACACGGCAAGCGACAAUCACUCAAAUGGCAUCAUCCAGCUCCAAACACUUCCUUCUCCUGUUCAGAGAUCAAAAGUGCCAAUAUCGAGGGUUGUAUACAUGGGACGAGGUCUCUGACACCGCUGUCAAAAUAUCGGGACAAGGACCGCCAAAGUGUACCGAAGCGAUGAUGAAUAUGAUGUUCAAAUAUGAUUCGGGAGCCAAGAAUUUCUCACAAAUCGCCACGAAACAUCUAUCGGCUACAAUUGAUGGAUUUGCAAUUCUUGAUCAGUACUGGCAAAAGCCUCGGAUUCCCCACUCGGGAACGCCUGCCCAUAAAACUAAUUAA
Molecule: messenger RNA, 3333 nt
Organism: Caenorhabditis remanei
Lineage: Eukaryota; Metazoa; Nematoda; Chromadorea; Rhabditida; Rhabditidae
Exons: 22
Coding region: 1-3333 (1110 amino acids)
Biological process (GO): cytoplasmic microtubule organization; negative regulation of microtubule depolymerization
Cellular component (GO): microtubule minus-end
Molecular function (GO): microtubule minus-end binding; calmodulin binding
Source: RefSeq, a predicted model, not a curated record